Molecule: messenger RNA, 5178 nt
Organism: Onychostoma macrolepis
Lineage: Eukaryota; Metazoa; Chordata; Actinopteri; Cypriniformes; Cyprinidae
Product: protein phosphatase 1 regulatory subunit 3E
Exons: 1
Coding region: 171-1091 (306 amino acids)
Biological process (GO): regulation of glycogen biosynthetic process
Cellular component (GO): protein phosphatase type 1 complex
Molecular function (GO): protein phosphatase 1 binding; glycogen binding
Source: RefSeq, a predicted model, not a curated record
GACCUAACGCUUUGCCAUAGUAGGAUUCAGCCGGCAGCAGCAUCUCGGCAAAGAUUGGUUCAAAGAUCCGCACUACCAUCAACCAUAGCUUCCCGUAGCCUACAAUGCGGAAGGACACUUAACAUCAGAUCUCGACUGAAACAUUCUCAAAGGAUUUUGCAGACUCUUUUAUGGAAGCCGAGGCUGCUGUGGUAAUGCUGCCUCCCAAGAACUGCAUCCCUAGAAACUACAGUUGUAUCGCUGGGCUGUUCGGAAGCUUGACAGCAUCAGAGCAAAAGCUGGAGGACGGAGAAGAGAUGGAGGGAGAGGAGGGCAAGAAUGGGGACUGUGAAUCGUUAGAAAUCAGCGUAGUGAAUGAAAAACCGAGAGGAAGGGAAUCAUACCUGAAGCCACCGCAUAGCCCGACUCAGCGCCGCAGGUGCAAGUCUCUCCCCACAUCAGCAGAAAGAGCCAAAUUAGAGAUCGCACGAAGCCAGAGCCCAAGCAGUCAGAAAAAGGUACGUUUCGCUGACUCUUUGGGCUUGGACCUGAUUUCUAUCAAACACUUUGAUGACACGGAUAUGCCUGAGGUACCAGACCGCAUUAUUGACAAAUUCAAAAAAGCCAGAGCUCUCCACUUUAACAAUUUCGACAAGUCCAACACAUCAAGCCAGUCCGUGUUUAUGGAGCUGCUCUUCACAAAUCCAGGAUCCCUGCCAGACUUCCUUGACAGAGUUUCUGCAGUGAAGGUUUUACUGGAGUCUGUUCAGGCUGAUGAGUUCAGCCUCUCGGGGUUCGUGCGGGUUCUUAACUUGGCUUUCGAAAAAAAGGUCUAUUUGAGGUACACCUUAAAUAACUGGACGACAUUUAUGGAUAUUCUGGCGUCGUACGUCCCCCAUUCUAGCGACGGGCGGACUGACAAAUUUAACUUCAAAAUCAUCACCCCGACCUUUCUGGAGUUUGGAGGAACGCUGCAGUUUGCCAUCAAGUACUGUGUCGUGGGAGGUGAAUUUUGGGACAACAACAAUGGGAAUAAUUACAGAGUAAGAAGGCACAGAUUUAAAAUUUCUCCUCCGAGGGAAUGGGAAAACGGUUGGAUCCACUUUAUUUAGUGCGCGCUUUGCCUUUCCGCCAUGGCGAUGCUUGCUCGUGAAUAUUAAUUUGGUGACUUCCAUCGACGAAUUGGCUAAGUAAUAAUCAUGAGGCAAUUCUUCUCCAUAGUAGGAUUAGUAAUCCAUGAAAAACGUAUGUAGCAUACCACAUAUUCGUAAAUGUAACACCGUUGUCUGUGCUUUGUCAUUGCUUAAAUAAUGGUAGAGAAUAGGAAAUUAAAUUGACGUCAAAAAAGGUAACCACAUGUAACAUUAAGCAUAUUUCCAUCGUUGUAAUACACCGAUUGUUUAGCUGCAGUAGGUUACAUGGAAGGUCAUGGAGACAAGACCCCUUCUGCAUUCAUUAAAAUGAGCAGCACCAUUUUAAUGAACCCAGUUUACAUUUAGCUUCAGUGCAUUGUGCUGUAAUAGGAUAUUGUGUAAUAAUUACAUAAUCCACCGUGAGCCUGUUACUCUUCAGUUCAAGUGAAAUCAUGGUGCUUCAGCAUCACUGUGCUUGUCUCACAUCAAACUGCAACUAAGGGUUUAGGCUACCUCUGAGGAAGAUUUUUGAUACCAUAAGAAAUUAAACCUUUAGAAGAGCAUAUGCCUUGGAUCCAUGUAAAAAUUGCAACCAGUUCCGCUCUGCCUGUUGCGAGCAGGCCUUGAACAAGUGCCUCUUGAGGCCAUGGGUAUUAGCAAUACAUGUGCAGCAAUUAAAUAUUGCCUACAAUUUCUCUUCCUCAGAAAACAUGCAGGCUGUUGACUAUUUUGUUUUACUUUUCAAGUCAUCCAAAAAUUGACCCUGUUUAUAUUUUUAAAAUAUAUAGUAGUUGGUAAAGUCCACUCAAGAAUGAAAAUUCUCUCACCAUUUGCUCACCCUCUUUCUUUCUUUCUUUCUUUAGUUGGACACAAAGAUUCUUAGAAAAAUAUUCUAUCUUUUAUACAUUAACACAUUAACAAAAGGGGUCAUUUUUUGGGGUGGACUAUCCCUGUAAUGCAUGUUACUGGUCUUAUUGUGAACAAUUCAUCCUUGCAUGUUUGCUUUUCUUGUGAUAUGCUCACUUGACAUCUAAAACGCAGUUAUGUUCAGCGACGAUUCCGGUUGAAAACACUUACUUUUCACAGUCCAGUCAACAACUGAUUGAUAAAAUUAAGUCGUGCCUGUCGUUGCGCAUUUUCACUCUAAAAUAUGUCACAAUACGAUAGUAGUCAGUCGCAACUUCUGUUUCAGAAAAUGCUUUUGUAUUUAAGGCCCUGAUUAAAUAAAAUUAUGUUAACAUUCAAACCACAUCAGUCUUAAUAAUUACUAUUAAGCUUGUGUAUAACUUUUUAUACACUGUAAAAAAAAAUAAUAAUAAUUGAGCGAACUUAAAAAAAUUUUUUUUUACCAGCUUCAGCAUAUUUUUGAGUUUGCUCAACUUAUUUUUGUGGGAGAUUGUCAACUUUUUGUUGUAUAAACUUGAAACGACAAGUUGAGAAAACUCAAAAAUCUGCUGAAGCUGGUUGCCUUAAAAUUUUAUGUUGGCUUUUAUUUUAUGUUUUUUUUUUACAGUGUAGGUGAUAUGUAAUUGUUGAAGAAGGAAGGUGUUCUGCAGUUUAUAUAGCCUACUUCUUUUCUGUGUGUGUGUGUUUAUUCUUUUGCAACCCUGCUGACCCAACUGAGUAUGAUGGUCAUGCUUAAUUUUCAAAUUUUUAUAGUGUUGCUUCUUUCUCAUGGCUAUUUCAUAAUUUUUGACUUUUCAGUGUCAUUUAAAUCACUUUUUUUUCAUACCUUCUCCCAUCAGCAAUGACAUAUCACCUAUGAAUUAAUAUACUUAAGCUUAAUAGUAAUUACUAAGAUUUAAUGAAUGAAUAAAAAAAAUAAAAUUUUGGAAAGAAUAUAUGAUCAGAAUAUCGAUUAUGCAUGCACUGUAUGUCUACCCCCUGCCCACUCAACAUUUUUAUGAAAAAGUCAUUAUAAAAUGACAGACAUUUGCAUGACAGCACGACACUAAAGUGGCUCUGUAUAAUUUUCCCUAUGUUAAAAAAAAUACCUUUGUGAAAAAAGGUAAAGUUUUGUCAUUUAAUAACUUACAUAUAAUUCAAAGUUCAUUACGUUUCUGUGGGUUAUAUAUAUAAUGUCUGAUGAGCUAGCCAGUGCUUUUUUUUCCCAGGAAAACAAUUUUCUGCACAGCUGCUACGCUAUAGUUUUGUGUCUACUGUAUAUCACUGUGGUAUCUUGCUUUAGACAUCAUACAUACUUUUAUCGCUAAAUAUAUUUAAUAUACAUCGAUUUAUUUAUUUGGUAACUGUUUAAUAAGUAGAAUCAUAUACAGCCAGUCAGGCAUUGUCACAAAAUAAACUCCUUCAAGGGGUCCUGAUCGGGUACGUCGGGAUCCUGGUCAAAUAGGGGGUUAUUUUAUAAUGAUAACCGGCUGUUUAUAUAUAAUCUUGUACUAACCUAAGACCAAAAACAUAUCUACUGUGAAGAAUCUCUCAUUCUUCCAACAAUUCCAGGUUUAUUCUCUUUUUAAUCAGAUGAUAACAGUGAAUUUUUAUUUAUUUUUAUUUUUUUAACAAAACCAAAUGAGUAUUUUCAGAUUUUCAGGGAUGAUUAACAUUUAAAACGCCCAGACCUUAAUAAAACAAGCUGUUGUACUGAAGUGAAGUUAUUGGCUUUCAUGAUAAGACCAUAACAAUAGAAAGUGUUUAAUAUACCUCACAUUGUGUAAGCUAAUAAAUCUUGGCAAUUUGUGUUGUUUUAUAAAUGUUAUUUUUACUUACUUAACAUGAGUGUAGGUCAGUGAAGUAUUUCAAGCCAUACCUGAAAUACCUUAGAUUUGAAGAUUGGGCAUCUCAAUUGAUUUCAGUGACAAAAGCACACUGAAAGAAUUAUGUCCAAGACUUCUCCAUAGUGAAGUAUUCACCUUGUCGAAAGUUGUCAUGAGCAUUGUAAUGUUUGAAGCGGAUGUAGUCCCCCCCCAGCGACAGCUAUAUUUGAUGAUUGAACAUAGAAAAUCACGUCACCCAAGCUUUCUUCAUUAGUGCCCUAUAAACAUUUUGACAUCAGUCAAAAAUUGUUAAGCACUUUUAUUUAAGACUUUUUUGAUCUUUAGCUGCACUUUGAGUAGUUUAUUACUGAAUGACAAAUGAUUGUAAAGCUGAACCUUUCACAAAGUAUUAAUAGUGCAUCUACACUUUAUAAAGUUAUAUACAGCAUUCAAAAAGAAUUCAGAUACCUUAUAUAUUUCAUUGUUUAUUUAAUAAUACAAUUAUAGUUAUAUAUUUAUAAUUAUAUAUUUUGUCACAUUUCGUUAUGUUGUAUCCUUAUGCUAAAAUGAAUCAUCUAAAAGAUGAUCCUGAGAAGUGGAGUGCACCUAGUCUGAAUAUUUAACCUAUAUCAAUGUGAUAUUUCAAUAAACUUGCAAAUGUGUUUUUUGGUUUGGAGCAUCUGUAAGCAUUUUAGCAUAAGGCUGCAACAUAAAAUGUGAAAGAAAAAAAAACAAAAAACUUUUUUGAAUACUUUCUGAAUGACUCCUGCACAAAUAAACAUCCUGCUUUUCAUGAACAUCCACAAGCUAUACCUCUUAUAUGCCAUGUUUUCUUCAUCACUGAGUUUCUUCUAUAGUCCUUUUCUCUUUUAAACUAGGGGUUUGGGACAGUUUGAAGGCAAGUUGAAGGAAAAGGCUUGCUAUUUUAGGUUUUGCUGUAAUUAUGUAUUGUUUAAAAUAGUUUGAUCUUUGUGGGGAAAAAAUAUAUGUACUGUUAUGUACAGUAAAUAUGUACUGUUGUUUUACAAAUGACAUUCUGUGUUUGUUUUAACCUAUGCAAUUCCUGUCUUUACUGUUUCUGUUUUGCAAAUGUAUCGGUGUGUGAUGUUGUUAAUUGUUGUUUUUCUUUGGAAUAGUAAUACUGUAUGUCUUCUGCUUGCAUGUACAGACAUCCUGCAUCUUUAUUUAUAUGGUGAAGAUCUAAUGUAGCAUAAUUGAGUUAAACAAGAAUUAAAUACAUUUUGAGGUAUCAAAAUUCACUGUAAUACCUCAUUGUUCCUCAGCUUUACCCACUGUGUAGAGUGUUGAAGAGGGAAAUGCACACACCUCAAUUCUCUGUGUUUGCUAAUAAAAUG